Messenger RNA from Acanthoscelides obtectus, 2250 nucleotides. The record is from the annotation of a GenBank genome assembly. NCBI's taxonomy places the organism in Eukaryota, Metazoa, Arthropoda, Insecta, Coleoptera, Chrysomelidae.
UGAUAAGAUAAUUCCAGUCCAGUACAAUAUACAUGCCACCACAAAUGUAAUGACUUCCAUCUGCAAGUUCGCCUGUUUUUUCCAUAGGUAGUGGCACAAUUCAAGAUUCAAGUGUAAUAACAGGAAUUGCCGCUAGAGGAGGCACCACACAAUCAACCCUUUUAGAAACACACCCCCACACCCCAUUUUAAUGUUAAUCAGCUGUUUCGAGAAUAUUCAUAGUGUUUAGUUAAAAUAUUGAAUUAUUGCUCAAUGCGAAAAGUGUAUUUUUAUGAGCAAGAUACCGGGGGCUGAAAACCAAAGGAGUACUUUUGUCUGGGGAAGUGGAAAAAAUUUUGCUUGCACUUUUUAGCUUUAAACUUGUAAUGGGUAAACUAGGAAAUUAUUUAUUAAUUUUAUUUGUUAGCGGUGAGUUUAAUGGAAAUCAGAUAUUUCAUGUCCAGUAGUUCAUUUUAACCAUGACCAGUACAGCAUACAUACAUAAAUCAGCCUGUUUAUGUCGAUACUGGCUUACUGAUAUAUUUCGUAUCCUGUGUAGAUUACUUUUAGUAAAAGAAAAAGUUUCGCUAUUCAGUAUUUGAGUGUUCCACAGCAUUUUUUUAUAAUGUACACGUUGUCAUCAGAAAUUGUGAGAAAUAUUGCAAACAUUAGAUACUUAUCUAAAUUGUUACAGGAUUUCUAUACACAGAGACUAACACAUUUUCUAAAUGGGUAUUAGAGCUAGGAGAUAACUUUGCAAACCUCCACAAUGAUGGGGGCUAUUGGUUAAUUAAAUUCUAUACACCAUGGUGUGGGAAUUGCAAAAGGGUGGAGCCUAUUUGGGGCCAUGUUGUACAAGCAUUGAAAAAUACACAUAUUCGUAUUGGACGGAUAGACUGUUCAUCAUACCCAAAUGUUGCAAAAAUGUUUGGUGUCACCAAAUACCCUACUAUAAAAAUUAUAAGGGGAGAAGAACAUCAUACGUUUCAAGGUGACCAGGAUACCGAACAGAUAGUGAAUUUUGCCCUCAGAAUGUCAGGCCCGGCAGUGGAACACAUAACAAGGCCGGAAAGCUUGACUAACAUCAAAAACAUGAACCAGUUGUUUUUCAUGUAUGUGGGCGAAAGAGAAGGAGCCUUAUGGGACACCUUUAAUGAUGUAGCAAACAAAAUGCAAGCACAUGCUUUCUAUUACUCUACCAGUCAGAGUAUAGCUGAAAAACAUAUUUUUUUAAAUGAGACGCCUGCGGUGUUCGUACAUAAGGAGAAUUCGCAUUAUUUUUACACAGUUGAAGCGGGGAAUGGCCUGGAAGAAGCCCGCCACUUAAAUGCAUCAAUUCACAAAUGGAUCAACGAGGAACGUUUUGAAACUUUUCUCAAAAUAUCAGAAGGAAAUAUCGAAGAAGUAUUACAAACCAAGAAAUACAUCGUUUUAGUCGUUGUAGAAGAGAACAAGCUACAGGAAAUACCGAAAGACAUGUUAGAGUUCCGUAAUAUGGUAGAAUCGGUGAUAAGGAAGGAUAGAGACAAGUAUCACAGUAGUUUUCAAUUCGGUUGGACAAGUAGUUUGGAAUUGGUGAUCAAUAUUGCUAUGGAAAGAAUAUCACUGCCCUAUCUCAUAGUUUUGAAUUCGACUACGUAUCAUCAUCACGUACCUGAGGAUGAUCCUCUGAUUAUGACUACAGAAGCAAUAGAACUGUUUUUAGAACGAGUUUACAAUCAACAAGCACCAGCAUAUGGUGGAAAUGACUUUGCAGUGCGUUUGUACAGAGCCUAUUUUAAUGCAAAAACUACUUUAGCGGACAGAUAUCGAGGAAAUCCUGUACUAACCACUGUUCUGCUGGGUCUACCUACUUGUUUCUUAUCUAUCAUCAUGUAUUUCUGCGUGUGUCAAAACUGUUUGGAUGCUAAUGAAGAAGACGAAGUUCCUCUACAUGAGAAAAGGGAAUAAAUGUUUAUGUUGAAGAAACUCUAUUAACAUUUAUUGUACCAUAUCCUUCGGAAUCAUUCUUGGAAAGAAUGACAAGAAGAUUACUGCAAAAUGGACAACCUAUGGCAUGAUGUUUUGACGUCAUAUUGCGUCAUCUAAUGAAGGCAGCCGAAACAUUUAAAACAUUUUUAUUUAUCUUGAUGUGAGUGUUCUUUAUAUUUAGCAAGUGAAAGUAGUGUAAGUGUGCGGAAACCAUUUCAGUAUUAUAUUGUAUCUGUUGAUGGAUUUUAUCAUUUGCCUAGUCAUUAUUUGUGAUACGUAAAAAUAAAAAAAUACUUACCG